CCAUAAAAUUAGCAAAAAAAAUUGAGUCUCCUGUACAGUUUUCCUUCAUGUUAAGCUGUGCCAGUGACAAGCAUUUUCGAAGCAUGCCACUGGCGACUUCUGAAAUAUACAACCUUAUGAUGCCCUAACCUAAUGAUUUUAUCUUGAAACAUAAAAAGCCAGUAACAAAUCGAUCACGCCACACAAAUUCGAAUUCCAAAUGUUCAACAGGUGUUAUUACGCAAUGUAACGUAUUCAGUUUCUAAAAAUAAUUCAUUUUUGAACGCACAUGUUUUUCAUUCAAAUUCUGAAAUUUAAGUCAUUUUUUUCUUUGAUUAUUAGUAUAAUAAAUAAUUACUUUAUACAAAAGAAAUUUCAGGUGCGCAUUAUUGAAGUGACUAAAGUGUUUUUGGUCCGUGAUUGAAUACGCUCUGUUUAAUUAUUGAUAUUUGUAAGCUGUUUUGUUGACAGUUUUUCUUAACCUGUCUUUAUUGAGAUUUUGUUUAGACUUAUAUACUGUAUUCCCUGUUGCAUAUUCCAACCCUCUUGUUUAAAACAGAAGAGGGUUCAGACAAGUGGUUCCAUCACCCUCUUAAAAAUCUUGUUCUCUGUUUAAUAUAUGAAACUCUAGAACAUUUUAUUAAAGUUUAAAAAUCUCAUGAUUAUUGUAUAUUUAAAGCAACAACAAUUAUGUCUUUGCCACCCGAAAAAGUGAAUGAGCUUAAACAGGUAAUACACAACCAUCUCAGUCAGUUAGAUGUGCAUGGGCAAAUUAGAAAUGUUUUGUCUGAAUCGUUGCGAGAAAAAGAUAUAGAUGAGAAAAACUUGGGAGAAAGUGGUUUGUUGGAGUUGCUUAAAGAACGUGGUAUAGUUGAUGAUAUUAUGAAGACAUUGAAAUUUCAAGGUGUUGAUAAAAACAAGAAACUAACAGAUCCUGUUAAAAUGGAGAAAUCAUGGGUGCCAGAAGAAAACCGCAAAUUUCCUAUUGAUCCAUCAAAACGGUACAUAUAUUUUCAAAUUAUUGGAGGGAAAGCUUUUUUGGAACACUUGCAGGACCCAGAAUUAUUCCCAGGCCAAGUGUCAAGCGUCUUCACUAUCCAUAUCUCAUUUUUGGGACAGAGAUACAAAUCAAGACCAGUAACUUGUGCCUGUGAACCUGCCUUUGAGGAAGGUUUUCUAUUUGAGCUAAAGAAAAAGAAUUCCUCUGAUAAGGGUAAACUUUCAGAUGUAUCAAGUUUGUUAUCAAUCGGAGAUAAGAUUCAUUUGGUUGUAAUUAAAACUGACACUACUGGCGAAUCAGUUCUCCUUGGUUCACACUAUCUUGAGUGGAGAGGUAUUUUGUGUUCAACAUCUGGUCGAGUUCGAAAUGCAAUUGAACUUAAUGGUGUCGGACCGGAAUCUAAAGUUCCAAUAGGCGUUCUUGACAUUCGGAUGGAUUUAAUGCCUCGAUUAACGCAAGUUAUUACCAGUGAUGUCAUUACAACACAGCUAAAUUUAGAGAGAAGUCGUGUUGCUGAGAGGGAGCGACUGUUUCUUGCCUACUCCAAACAAUGGUGGAGAGAAUACUUGCAAAUUCGAGCAUCACACUCUAACAGACUUGUCAAAAUAUUUGCACAGGAUGAAAAUUCAAUACAUAGAGUUGUAUGCUCGUAUGUGAAGCCAUUACGAGCCGGUAGAUUGUUAGACACUCCCAGACAAGCUGCUAGAUUUGUUUCAUUAUUCGCUUUCGAGAAGCAUCCUUCAAUGAGUGGAACAAGAAACGAAAUGUGGACUACCAUGCACUCGUUUGUGGCUAGGAAGAAAGGAGACGUGGAGGAUCAUGCAGUUCUUUUAUGCUCACUUCUGCUUGGUUUUGGUAUGAAUGCAUAUGUUUGUAUAGGUACGAAAACAAAAGGUACUGCGCAUGCCUGGGUUGUUACGAUUGCUCCGGAUGAUUCUGUUUUGUUUUGGGAAAGUCUAACAGCUCAAAGGUAUCCGCACCGCGCAAUAGACCCAAACGACCCGCCUGGUGUUCCGCAACCGAAACCUGAUUAUCAAUAUCGUACUGUUGGCUGCAUAUUUAAUCAUCAGUUUUUUUACGCAAACUCACAGCCCACCGAUGGAGUGCACGUGUGUUCAUUCAACGUCCACAAUGAAUCACAGUGGAAGAGUAUGAGUACGGAUGCAAUCAAGUCAGUUUGUGGCCCAGGUUUGGUGCCGACUCCAGUAUCUUUGGUCCAUCUUGUGCCAUCUGCUGUUGAUCCAAUAGUGACCAGCAAUGAAAUAGAAAACGAACUCAGAGCACUUGUAUAUGAUUACAGGACGGACUUAGGCUUGUUAACAACAUGGGAUGACGAACUUAGUUAUUUAUUAUCGCCAGCACUGGCUGCCUACGAGUUUGAGCAUUCCAAUGGUGUUUGUGUUGGAAACGAUGACUUUCAACAUGCGAUACGUCGAAACGUUCCCGAUGGACAUACGUUCAAAGGAUUUCCGAUUCAAUUUAUACACACUAAUACGAGAAGAGCGUUCGCAACAUGCCUUAGGUCAGCCUUGUGCGAAGAAAUCAUAUGUUGCAGAGGUGACCAAGUAAAGUUAGCUGUCCGUGUUCGAUUAUUUCCGUAUCCUGAAAGCACCUGUGCCGUUUGGGUCAUGUUCGCAGUAAAAUAUAAAUCGGUGUUGUAGUAACUUGGUGAUAUUAACCUUCGGUAGUAACCUGAUAAAGAAAGAAGGAAAGUUUAAUUGCCAUUAAGCAGUUAUUCUAUUUACAAAGGAGUGUAGUGAUUAUUAGAUUGUACCAUCAUGGCGGUAUUUAUUUUUCCGGUUUGCCCCUCUAAUCUGUGCAUAUGAGUUUGCACUUUUUGAAUUAGCUGAAUUCUUUUAUGCGAAAUUUCAGUUUUUGACCAGGUUUACCGGGAAUAAUUUUCCGUGAAAAUUUCUGCCCUCAGAAUAUUUAAAUCAAAUUCUUGGGUACGUUUUUGAAGAACUAGAAUGUAUUAUUUUGUCUAUAUUUAUCGAAUUUAUAAUUUUAAAAUAUUUAGGCAGAAAAUUAAAAUUCACACUUAUUAAA
Molecule: messenger RNA, 3025 nt
Organism: Hydractinia symbiolongicarpus
Lineage: Eukaryota; Metazoa; Cnidaria; Hydrozoa; Anthoathecata; Hydractiniidae
Product: centrosomal protein of 76 kDa-like
Exons: 11
Coding region: 670-2640 (656 amino acids)
Source: RefSeq, a predicted model, not a curated record